AUGAUAUCUACAUCUGGAUCAAAGAUAGUGCGAAUUCCAUGGAAAGCUGCGCAAGUAGGUACCAAAAGUCCUCGUGAAUUCCAGAACUGCUUCACCAACUCAAAAGACUGGAUUUCUGAAGAAAAAACGAGCUAUCCUCUGGAAAUAAUUCUAAUGUUGAUCGAAUACGCUAAAAUUUACAAAAUAGUGAUCGAAGCUGUAGAUGAACAUAUUCCAAAAAAGGUGGAUGUUUUAAUCGAACAGACAAAGUCUGGCGAACGAUUUACAGCAUCAGCGUUGUUGCAUUCCAGACAAAUCUUCCAUGGCCGUAGUUUCUAUCAAGUAGUUCAGUCACUACAUUUUUGCACGAAAUAUCGAGUCUUAACUCUGUAUUUAUUAGUCAAUAUGCUGAACUGGAUUUAA
Molecule: messenger RNA, 402 nt
Organism: Dracunculus medinensis (Guinea worm)
Lineage: Eukaryota; Metazoa; Nematoda; Chromadorea; Rhabditida; Dracunculidae
Source: the annotation of a GenBank genome assembly